This is a messenger RNA of Gasterosteus aculeatus aculeatus (three-spined stickleback), 5272 nucleotides long. RefSeq names its product myotubularin related protein 14 (gene mtmr14). Gene Ontology annotation, biological process: dephosphorylation. Gene Ontology annotation, molecular function: phosphatidylinositol-3-phosphate phosphatase activity. Lineage: Eukaryota; Metazoa; Chordata; Actinopteri; Perciformes; Gasterosteidae. The record is from RefSeq and is a predicted model, not a curated record.
UACGAAAGACACCCGAAAGAUUGCACAGUACGACUGUUAAAUAUUUAUAUUUCCCUUUUUGUGACGAGGGGGAGGAAGUAGGUGGUCUUUCGUUCUUGGCUGCAUUUCGGUUGCACGUUGGAACGUAAACGGUUUGAAGGACCACCUCACGGUGUGUGUCUGUGUGGGAGAAGCAGCUGCGGACACGGAUCCGAGUAAACAGUCGCUCCGACUUCACCGGAUCAACAACACGCGUCAUUUAAAGGGGAGGCGGCCGCGUCACGUGACCGGGUCCGCUUCCUGUUUACCGCCCGAUGCGCCCUCAUACCGGAGCGCACACAUUGCGACACCGCUGUCUGCUGCCGGGGGGGCUUUUCGUCCACAACAACAGGAGCUGCGUCGCGGAGCCGCUGCCCCGCGAGUGACUUGUGUACAACGUUUAGCCCGCUUAUCGCCGUGGUCACCAGGGAGACAUGGAGACGUGACACCGAGGAAACGCGCUCAGGGCCGGGAAAGAUCCCCUAGAGAUCCCGACUCCGGGUUCAGUUACAGGUUCGCCCGAUGUCACAAACGAAAACUAAACUGUGGUAACGUGGCGGAGGAUAUAAUAUAUACUAAUAAUCUCAAAUGACGCUACCGGGGGCUUUGACUUAGUGGAAACCUCCCGUUAGCCGAGCUAGCCUCUUAGCUAGCGGCGCUAGCCCCGCUAGCGGCGGCGGCAGCAGCAGCCGGGCAGCGCGGGCUGGCUCGCGGGUUGUGUUCGGGCAGCGGAGCCGCACGCCGGUGCCCUGAAUCCAGAAAGAGUCCCCGGCUCCGGCCCCCUCAAGCGGGCCGUCAGGCAGAAGCUGGCCGGGAGGGGAUGGCCUGGUCGGUCCUCCCGUUCCACAGGACACGGCUCUGCGGUGUUUGAAGGCGGUCGAGUGCGGCUGGAGGCUUCAACCGCGGCUCGCGGUGCAACGAUGGCCGCGUCUCUCGCCUCGGCCGGCGGCCACGCGGCCCCCGGGCUGUCGAUCAGAAAGAGCGAGGAAAUAGCGGAUUUGAUAGAUUUGUUCUCCAAGAUGCAGUACAGAGCAAAGGAAGCCACUCCUCGGGUGGAGGCGAUCGAGAAGCGCUGCCUGGAGUUGUUCGCCAGAGACUACAAGUACAGCAUCAUCGACAACUCCAACGGAGAAGUGUGUGGCCAUUACCCCCGGCAGAUCGUCUUCCUGGAGUACCAAUGCACGGAUGUGGAGAAAGACAGGUUUGAGAGCACCGUGCAGAUCGGUAAGCUGCAGGACCUGGUGAACCGGAGUAAGCUGGCGCGCUGCAGAGGGAGGUUCGUCUGUCCGGUCAUCCUCUACAACGGCAAGCACAUCUGCCGGUCGUCCACUCUGGCGGGAUGGGGGGAGCUGUACGGACGCACGGGCUACAACUACAUCUUCUCAGGGGGCAGCGAUGACACGGAGCCGGAGGAGGUUCUGGAGGACGACAGUGCAGUCAGGAACGGGGACUCGCAGCUCUUUGACAAGGUCCGAGGCCUCGACAUCAAGCUGCUGCGUUACCUCUCGGUCCGCUACAUCUGCGACCUGAUGGUGGAGAACAAGAAGGUUAAGUUUGGCCUAAACGUGACAUCGUCUGAGAAGGCCGACAAGGUCCAACGCUAUGCAGACUUCACCUUGCUCUCUGUGCCUUACCCAGGGUGUGAGUUUUUUAAGGACUACAAAGACCGAGACUACACAGCGGAAGGUCUGGUGUUCAACUGGAAUCAGGACUUUGUGGACGCUCCUUUGACAAUCCCCACGUGCUUUACUCCAAACCUGAACAUCGACUGGACUCGAUACCAGUCGUGGGACCUGGUGGAGCAGACCCAGAACUACCUGAAGCUGCUGCUCCACAUCAUCAACCGUGAUGACGAGAGCGGCCUCCUGGUGCACUGCAUAUCCGGCUGGGACAGGACGCCUCUCUUCGUGUCCCUGCUGCGUCUCUCCCUGUGGGCAGACGGCGCCGUGCACGCCAGCCUGGAGCCGGCCGAGAUCCUGUACCUGACCAUCGCUUACGACUGGUUCCUCUUUGGUCACAUGCUGCCAGAUCGACUCUCCAAAGGGGAGGAGAUUUUCUUUUUUUGCUUCAAUUUUUUGAAGCACAUCGUCUCAGAGAAGUUCUCAGCUGUUAGGAAACCGAGGAGGAAGAACUCCCACGUCAAAGACGGUGAUUUCACUGUGGAAGACCUCUGCCAGCUAAAGCCGAGGGAUCGCGGCAGCGUGACCAGCCUGAGCAGCGACUUCUCCCUCAUCGCCGAGGAGACGGGCGCCGCCUCCAGCCUCACCAACGACGCCGCGGACCUGUUCUCCAGCCUCCCCCAGGCCUCCAGCUGGAGGAAAGGCCCCGCCUCCUCUCCUCAGAUGGUGGUGUGCAACAAACCGCACCCUCUGGACGAGCACCUCUUCCAUCCCCUGAGCGAGGCCAGGUCCUCCAGCUCCUCCUCCUCCAACCAGUCGGAACACGCCGCCACGCGCACCGGCAGCAGCCCGCUGGCCGUCCCCGGCAGGAGGUUAGCGGCAGAUUACACCCGGUCCGGGUCCUCCCUCUCUACGGAGUACGGGAGCUGGCAGAUAGUUUCGGGUUGCGGCAGCAUCCACGACCACGGCAACUUCCCUCCGCCUCUGGCCUCGGCCUCCUCCGCUUCCUCUGCCGUGGCUGCCGCCUACGACUCCCCGCUGCCCUUCAGCUUUCAGGACGAGGGACCCAGCGGCCGGAUGUGUCCCUUCCCCUCCGAGCGCCAGGCCCGCCUAGAGGCGGUGCGGGAAGUCUUCCUGGCGGCCUACAGCUCCACCGUGGGCCUCAAGUCCUCGGCGCCCAGCCCCUCGGGGGCCAUCUCCGGCCUGCUGGAGCAGUUUGCCCGCGGGGUCGGCCUGCGGGGAACAAACGCCAUCGUCUGAACCCUCCGAAUGUGACAUCAGACCCUCCUUCCGCUUCCAUCCAUCCGCAGUCGACGCGACGCGCCUGGACUCAAAAGUGCCAAACAUCUCUGCUCAGUUCAGGGGUGACGCAUUCAUUUCUGUUCCUUUUUGAUAUUGGUUUUUCAGACCUUCUGUUUUUAUUUUUCCCAUGCUGCUCCACCUUUUCUCUUGUUUUCUCCUUUUCAUUUUCCAUGUUUGUCAGUCAAAUUCAGGGAGAGAAAUGUUUUUUCAGCCACAGUAUCAAAAAGGGAUAUGAAAGAUGUAACUGUGUGAGAACAUGGAGCCUCUCUGCUCCUCAGAGGCCCUGCAGAGACCAGGUACACUUAUGCUUCAUUACUGGUUCAAAUGGUGGUUUUGUGUACCAAUGGUGGGUUUUAAAAAUGAGGUAAACACUGCACCUACUGUUUCCUGACAGAACUAUCACCGUUCGAUUAAGAGCUUCCGUUUCACAGCUCACAGCUUUGGGGUCCAGACUCAAAGGACGAGGACGGGCUUUUAAAAGUCUGUCCUCAUGCGAUGCCCACAGUCCAUGCGGUAGUUGUCCCUCCAUCCACGUGAAGGGAUCCCAUCACAUGUUCGGCUACUCGACCUACAGCACCUCCUCGUUCCCUAGUUUUGUGAUAUCAGGCUUCAGCGGUUUGUCUUAAUCGGACUCGUCAAGGUCCCUGGCCGGUUCCCCGUUGGUGUGACAGACUUGGUUUGGCUGUGGCAGGAGCCUGUAUGGAAAGCGGGAUUCCAGAUGGCGCGUCGGGAAGAUCCGAUCCGUUAACCCGAUCGCUCCCGUCUGCAGGGGCUCUUCCCGAUGGCCUAACCGGAAGUGAAGCGAUGAACGUACCCGGGCGUCCGUCUUUCGCUCCACGCCAUUAAUAACGUCUCCAUGUCCUCUACUUGAGUCCGUAUCAGGCCGUCUCUUCUUGGUAGCACAAGAGGCACCGAGCGUCCUGGUAGCAGAUGUGUGAAGCGACGCCCAGCUGUUACCGCGGUUUGUUCAAAAAAAAACGUGACAUUUCUAUCUGAGCUGCUUUAGCGUAGAUUCACAUUUGAGUAAUUUUCUUAAGAGAAUCCUGUUGUGAGAUUUUUAUCUGGAACUUGCUUGUCAGUGUUGCCAAACCGGUGAUGAUGGCUGCUGUACCUCAGGACCUUUUGUCGUGCCUUUUUUUAUCUUCAGUAACACUGGGGCAGAUCUUUCUCUGGUCGGGUGUAUUUGCAUUUCUUAAAUGGUUGUAACAGUUUGGGUUGCAUGAGCAGCGUUGGCCUUUCAGUGAAGCUUUUGCAAUAACGUAAAGCUGUCGAGUCUUACAGGCCGCAAAGGUUAAUGAGAGCUUUUUUUUUUUCAUUUCUGCCUUUUAAAAAGAAGAAUAUCUUAAGGAAUGAUUGUAGUGGGACCUUUAGGGACGACAUGUGUUCACCGGGAAGAUUGACACGUACGUCCCUGAAGCUGUGGUUCCAUUUGCAUAUUUACAUUUUGCGGCGUUGCAAAAGAAAAGUAGUGUGGAAACGGCUAAAUUUGAUCAAACUUCCUUAAUCGUGGUUUUGCCGCACAAAACAAAAUUUACUCCGAGCGCAAUUCAAACAUGCUCCAUUUGAAGCCAAUUCCCCGUCGAGCCAAACCGCUCCGAACCAGCCCAACUUGUGUUGAGUGUUUAUGCUAAGCUAGGCUAACAACUUCCCACCUCCGCCUCUGUACUGAACGCUCGGCCGGCGUGUUCUUUCUGUUCUGGUGCAUUCUGAACCAAAUUCUGUUUUCUGUACCAAAAACAUCUGCUGUGUUUUAGAGGCGUCAUCUCUGUAUUGUUGAUGCGUCAAGGACAUCUUGGCUCUCAUGGCCUCGUGUGUCUGUCGUUGGCAUAAAUGGGUUUUAUUUAAACAUCCCACACAAGCAAUCUGCCUGAUUUUCAGUCUCAGCUUCACCGGCUUUUAUACUUUCUUUGGAACAUAUUUUGCCCAGGACGUCUAAUUCAGUUGGUUUCAUAUGAUUUGUUUUAUUUUGCCGUCACGUCUCCUGUCCGCCGGCACCAGACGGCUGUGGUAACGUUGUCAUUUUCACAUUGCUGAAAAAUGGCAUUAUAAGAAAAGAGAACCCUUCUCUGGAGGUAAAUACUUUUACACUCGCCGGUUUUGCGUGACAUCCUCCCACGUUUAUCUCCAAUUCAUUUUAAUUGUUUUAAUCUCUUUUGAAAAUGCUGCAUUGCACUGAUCUGUGUGAAAAGUCCUUUUUGUAAUGUUGAGGCAUUUUUAAGUAAUUUUUUUUUUUUUGUCAUUAAUUGCUCUGAAUUGUUUGCAGGCGACGCGCGACAAAUGGAAAGUGAACCGAGCGGCAGGUGUCAAUUGUGAAUAAACGACAAUUUAAAGAA